AGAAAAAAAGAAAAUAGAGAGGAAUUUCACUUGUCUUCAUCUGUGUGUUUUUGGGUGAAUUAUUGAGAAAUGGUUGAUGUAGCUGAUAAAUUAGCAUGUUUUCAAGCAAUCACGGGGCUCGAAGAUCCCGAUUUGUGUACGGAAAUCCUGCAGGCCCAUGGUUGGGACCUUGAACUCGCCAUCUCUUCCUUCACCUCUUCCACCCAACCCUCCGCUUCCACCACAACCUCCGACUCUCACCCUCGCGAUUCACGGACCCGGACCGAAUUCGGCUCCGCCUCCGGUGUUGUUAUCGCUCCCCAACCAGGUUUAGCAUGGAAACUCAUUACGUUACCCAUUUCCGUGAUAUCCGGAAGUCUAGGGUUGAUCUCUGGCGCUGUUGGACUCGGUCUAUGGGUCGCGGGCGGAGUUCUUUCGUAUUCCCUUGGGAUGAUCGGGCUAAGUUCUGGGCAGGGCGGAGAAUCAUCGGCGAGGUUGGUCUCCGUCUCGUCCGCGGCUUCUGAAGCGAUGGACUUCCUGGCGGCGUUUGAGAGGGAGUACGGGACGAGGGGGCCGAAUUUUGUCGGCGAGGGUUUUAUGGACGCUUUACAGAGGUCGAGGAGCGCGUUUAAACUGUUGUUUGUGUACUUGCACUCGCCGGACCACCCGGAUUCGCCUGAUUUCUGCCGAAGGACGCUGUGUUCCGAGACUUUGGCGGCCUUUGUGAAUGAGAAUUUUGUGGCGUGGGGCGGGAGCAUUAGGUCUAGUGAAGGUUUUAAGAUGAGUAAUAGUUUGAAAGCAUCCAGGUUCCCAUUUUGUGCUGUUUUUAUGCCCGCUACGAAUCAGAGGAUCGCCCUUCUUCAACAGGUUGAGGGACCUAAAUCUCCUGAAGAAAUGCUCACAAUACUACAGAGAUUGCUUGAAGAAAGUGCUCCUGUUCUUGUUGCUGCCAGACUGGAUGCUGAAGAGAGAAGAAACAACGUGAGAUUAAGGGAGGAGCAAGAUGCCGCUUAUAGAGCAGCUCUUGAAGCCGACCAGGCUAGGGAACGCCAAAGGAGAGAGGAGCAAGAACGUCAGGAAAGGGAAGCCGCGGAAGCUGAGAGGAAACGCAAGGAAGAAGAAGAGGCUCGUGAAAGAGCAGCACGUGAAGCUGCUGAAAAGGAGGCUGCCCGAGAUAGAAUGCGGCAGGAGAAAGCUAUGUCACUUGGUGAUGAACCUGAGAAAGGACUUAAUGUUACACAGGUUUUGGUACGCUUUCCAAAUGGAGAGCGCAAAGAAAGGAGGUUUCCAAGUACGGCACUUAUCCAAUCCCUUUAUGAUUAUGUUGAUUCUUUGGGAUGCUUAGAAGUUGAGGAUUACAACCUCGUCUCCAACUUCCCUCGAGUAACAUAUGGUACGGAGAAGCUCUCGUUGACUUUGAAAGAGGCUGGAUUACAUCCUCAGGCAAGCCUUUUUGUGGAGCUAAACUAAUCUGGAGAAGAUAGUGUCAAGUUGUAUGAUGAAUUAUAGUUUCAAAGGUUCCUGUUGGUAGGACCCUGCAUGACUUUCUUAUGUUUCUUUCUCAGUUCAACAUAAUUAGCAAUGACAAAUUGAUA
Hibiscus syriacus is the source of this 1574-nucleotide messenger RNA. RefSeq names its product plant UBX domain-containing protein 10-like. Lineage: Eukaryota; Viridiplantae; Streptophyta; Magnoliopsida; Malvales; Malvaceae. Bases 70 to 1449 code for a protein of 459 amino acids. The transcript is spliced from 4 exons. Gene Ontology annotation, molecular function: ubiquitin binding. Gene Ontology annotation, cellular component: endoplasmic reticulum. The record is from RefSeq and is a predicted model, not a curated record.